This is a messenger RNA of Panthera uncia (snow leopard), 1250 nucleotides long. It is a transcript of the gene MAL, whose product is annotated as mal, T cell differentiation protein. The coding region runs from base 261 to 722 and encodes 153 amino acids. Gene Ontology annotation, biological process: myelination. Gene Ontology annotation, cellular component: membrane. The transcript has 4 exons. The record is from RefSeq and is a predicted model, not a curated record. Gene Ontology annotation, molecular function: structural constituent of myelin sheath. NCBI's taxonomy places the organism in Eukaryota, Metazoa, Chordata, Mammalia, Carnivora, Felidae.
UCAGGCCCCCGCCUCCAGCUCCGCACGCCCGCUGCGCGCUCUCCAGGUGGGGCAGGGCGGCGCCCGCGGCGCGCACCGGGGACCUGGGCGGGGACGGGGCGGGCGGUGACCAGGGCUCCUCCCUUUUCGACCCCGGGCUCCCUACUCUUAACCCGCGCGCGGGGGCGCCCGGGCCACUGGGUUCCGCAGAGCGAGCUAGCGGUCAGUGCAAAGCCGGAGCCGCGCGCGUCCAGACCCGAGGCCGACGCCAGCACGCCGGCAUGGCCCCCGCAGCGGCGUCGGGUGGCAGUACCCUGCCCAGCGGCUUCGCGGUCUUCACCACCUUCCCGGACCUGCUCUUCAUCUUAGAGUUUGUCUUUGGGGGCCUCGUGUGGAUCCUCAUUGCUUCGUCCCUGGUGCCCAUCCCCCUGGUCCAGGGCUGGGUGAUGUUUGUGUCUGUGUUCUGCUUCAUGGCCACCACAGCCCUGCUCAUCCUGUACAUAGUUGGUGCCCACGGCGGGGAGACUUCCUGGGUCACCCUGGAUGCAGCCUACCACUGUGUCGCUGCCCUGUUUUACCUCAGCGCCUCUGUCCUGGAAGCUUUGGCCACCAUCGGGAUGCAGGAGGGCUACACCUACAAACACUACCAUGAAAACAUCUCUGCUGUGGUGUUCUCCUACGUGGCCACUCUGCUGUACGUGGUCCAUGCGGUGUUUUCUUUAAUCAGAUGGAAGUCUUCGUAAAGCAGCAGAACUUUUGCCGCAGACCCCAGACGGUGUUAACUGAUCAGCCCGCCUUCCAGCGUAACAUUUUCGACGCAGAAACACUCUCGAUGCUGGAAAGAAGAAAACAAACAAACAAGCAAAAGCAACGCUCUGUUUCUUGUGGGUGUUAUGUUUACUCUCCUACAUGCCUUCAUGUCAGGGGUGGGGGCUUGCCACGUUUGACCUCCAACUACGAGCUGUCUUUCUAGAAUCAUUUCCUAUUUGGGAAAGGGGGAUGUGGAGGUGGGAAAAUGGGGAGUGUGACCACAAAACAAAGAUCCCCUGCUGACUCCCGGACUGGAUCUUUUGAACUGUCUUUUGGAAUUUUCCACAAGCCUCUUUGAGUUCCCCCACCCCCACCCCCCCCACCCCCCGGGCAUCCUUCCAAGUCUUCAUGGAUAGUCUACCUGUCAUGGGGAGUAAAACUCACCCAACAAAUAUGUGCAGAUGUCCACGGUGGAAGAUGAUAAACCUUUGAAAUGCUUUAUAAAGUGCCUUUAUGUUCGA